Messenger RNA from Phodopus roborovskii (desert hamster), 6261 nucleotides. RefSeq names its product niban apoptosis regulator 1 (gene Niban1). NCBI's taxonomy places the organism in Eukaryota, Metazoa, Chordata, Mammalia, Rodentia, Cricetidae. Bases 185 to 2947 code for a protein of 920 amino acids. The record is from RefSeq and is a predicted model, not a curated record. The transcript has 14 exons.
AGCCCACACAUCUUCCGAGAGCGCGGGCCUGGAGGAGGCGCCGGCGCCGGCGACGCCUCUCGAGGAAGUUGGCCCUUUAAUUAUAGAGCCAGUUCCCUGUCGCAUCCACCUUCAGCAGAGAGCAGCAGACACAGUCGGUGUCAGUCCCCUGUCCCGGGUACGGCACCAGCACCGCACCGCAGCCAUGGGCGGCUCCGCCUCCAGCCAGCUGGACGAGGGCAAGUGCGCCUACAUCCGAGGAAAAACUGAGGCUUCUAUCAAAAACUUCAGUCCCUACUACAACCGCCAGUAUUCUGUGGCUUUCUGUAAUCAUGUACGCAGUGAGGUGGAGCAACAGAGAGAUUUAACGUCGCAGUUCCUGAAGACGAAGCCCCCGUUGGAACCAGGAACUGUUUUGUAUGAAGCUGAGCUCUCACAGUAUGCUGAAGACAUCAGGAAAUGGAAGGACAGAUACAUCGUGGUUAAAAAUGAUUUUGCUGUGGAAAGCUAUGAGAACAAAGAGGCCUAUCAGAGAGGAGCUGUUCCUAAAAGCCGAAUUCUUCCAGCUGGAGGCAAGGUUUUAACCUCAGAAGAGGAAUAUAACCUCUUGUCUGAUAAGCAUUUCCCAGACCCCAUUGCUUCCAGUGAGAAGAACUCUCAGCCCUUUGUGGUCCUGCCCAAGUCAUUCCCCGUGUACCUGUGGCAGCCUUACCUCAGGCACGCCUACUUCUGUUUCCACGAGGCCACGGAGCAACAGAAGUUCAGCGCUCUUCUCAAUGACUGCAUCAGACACCUCAAUCACGAUUACAUGAAGCAGACGACAUUUGAAGCCCAAGCCUUUUUAGAAGCUGUGCAGUUCUUCCGGCAGGAGAAGGGUCACUAUGGUUCAUGGGAAAUGAUCACGGGGGAUGAAGUCCAGGUCCUGACUAAGCUGGUGAUGGAGGAGCUCCUGCCCUCCCUUCAGACUGACCUGCUUCCUAAAAUGAAGGGGAGGAAGAAUGAGAGGAAGAGGGCCUGGUUUGGUCUCCUGGAGGAAGCCUACAAUCUGGUUCAGCACCAAGUGUCGGAAGGACUAAGUGCCUUGAAGCAGGAGUGCAGAGCUCUGACAAAGGGCCUGGAAGGGACCAUCCGCUCAGACAUGGAUCAGAUUGUGAACUCAAAGAACUUCCUAUCUGGGAAGAUCAGAGCAAUGGUAGCUCAGCCAGCGGAGAAAAGCUGUGGGGAGAGUGUGCAGCCGUUCCUGGCAUCCAUCCUGGAGGAGCUGAUGGGGCCAGUGAGCUCUGGCUUCAGUGAAGUGCGUGCACUUUUUGAGAAAGAAGUGGGUGAACUCAGCCAGAGCUUCCACGGCAGCCAGGACAGUGUCCAGCUGAAGGAGCACCUGGACCAGCUGAUGAGGCUUCCUCUGGAUUCUGUGAAGAUGGAACCUUGUUAUACUAAAGUCACCUUGCUUCCAGAGCGCCUGCUGGAUCUCCAGAGUCGCUUCCGAUUCCCUCACGUGGAUCUGGUGGUCCAGAGGACUCAGAACUACAUGCAAGAGCUCAUGGAGAAUGCAGUGUUCACAUUUGAGCAGUUGCUCUCCCCGCAUCUCCAAGGAGAGGCUUCCAGAACAGUGGCUGCCAUUGAGAAGGUUAAGCUCCGUGUCUUAAAGCAAUAUGAUUACGAUAGCAGCACCAUCCGGAAGAAGAUCUUCCAGGAGGCACUGAUUCAAAUCACACUGCCCACCGUGCAGAAGGCACUGGCAUCCACAUGCAAACCAGAGCUUCAGAAGUAUGAGCAGUUCAUCUUCGCAGAUCACACCAAUAUGAUCCAUGUUGAGAACGUCUAUGAAGAGAUCUUGUAUCAGAUUCUCCUUGACGAAACCCUGAAAGUGAUCACAGAGGCAACUGUCUUGAAGAAACACAACUUAUUUGAAGACAACAUGGCCUUGCCCAGCGAAAGUGUAUCUAGCCUGACAGAUCUCAAAACCUCCAUGGGGUCAAACCAGGCCAGCCCAGCCAGGAGAGCGUCUGCCAUUCUCCCAGGGGUCCCAGAUAAUGAAGUGUUUCAGGAGCCAGAGGAAAAGAUGCAGCAGCCUGGGGUACCCAGCUCACUGGUCAGAGAAGGAAGUACUUCCAUCCCUGGGUCCAGUCCUCCUUCAGGUGGGGAUGGGCAGGUGACUGUGUCCAGUGUGGAUAGCUCUGCUGGGAGUCCUCUCACUGCAGAGGAUAGGGCAGGACCCCUCAGCUCACACUUGUCAGAGGUAGAAAGUGGGGAGACCCUUAAAGAAGAAGAACCCACCUGUGAAAUGCCAGAGUCUAUCGUCACUCCAGGGUCCUUGAAGGAGCUGAAAGAGCUGUUGACUGUGACAGUAUCCAUAGAGUCUACCCCAGUUAUUGAGAAUGAUACACACGAGGGGACACAUGCUCCCCAAGAAAAUGAAAAAGAAGACAACAAGAUCUACCCAGAAGCCAGUCAGACAGCUGCCAUCCAGCAGGACAACUGUGAAGAAAGUGAAGUCAGAGAGAGCGAGGCCCACCCUACCCCUCUGGAAGCUGAGUCUUCUGGAGUGGACUUGGGGACAGAAGCUAGCAGCACUACCUCUCAGUCCACUGGUGGGGGGCUCACUGAGGACACAGGCUGUCUAGGUCCCUUAGGGGAGCCAUCUGAGGCCCCAGAGCCCGCUGAAAAUGUACCCCCAGCCAUAGUUUCCACACAGGACACCACCCACAUAGAAGGCAAGGCUGUGCACGCCGAGGCGGUCACACUGCAAGAAGAUGCCACGUUAAAUUCGGAUCCUACCUGUUCUAUGGAGAGGAACGAGAUGCCCCAGGUUUAUGAGGAUCCAGAAGUGCAGGAAAGGAAUGAUAGCCCAGCCCUUGCCACCCGUGUGCAUGGGUGCCAGUGGGUGGUAGAGGAUGCCCCAGGCACCAACACCUCAGAAAUGCCUGAUAAUGAUGUGAACUCCCCUGAACAGCCCUCAGAGGAGUAGUAGAAACAAUUUGGCCAGAGUUUUUCUUUUAAAACUGUUGGUCAAAGAGUUUUAGUUAUGGGUAUCCAUAGGGGAUUGCAUGUGGAUUGCUAUAAAACUUAUGAAAUAUUUCCUUAAUUUGAAUGAUAAGGCCAGAGGAAAUGUAUGCAGGGUAUGAACAUUUAGGCCAACCUUGGGGGGCUGGACUGCUCCCUGUGAAUGGCUACUUUAGCAUCUUAAUAGAAGUGAUGAGAGAAUUGGAGUAUUGGUGUGAAAAGCAGUUAAAGGGGCUCCAGAGGGGGAGCAGUACUGCAGCAGAGACUAAAAGAGCAGGAACAGGCACCUUGAUACUCUCUGCACUGAAAUGUGGUGCAAAUUACUGCACUUUAAGGUAUUUUUUAGCAAGAGUACAAAGGUCUACGGUGACUCCAGCCUUGCCACCUUUUCUGUCAGCUUCACCGCCUCUUCCAUGGCAUUUGUCCAUUGUCAGGCCACAAGAGAGAGGAAGUCAUGAGCGCCAGGCACCCCCUACCCUGUGAAGGGCCCCAGAGCCAGUCGUGGCUAGCAGGUCUCAGGUGAUGCAGAGCAAAAAUUCAAGGAGGAAGGUCUGUGGAACUAUCUAGGGCCCUGUUCCUAGUCCUGCUAUCAAUUCCUUGUUGGUUAAUUUUGUUGAUUUGUACUAGUUAAUCACUCUUUGAGGGAAUUUGGAUGGGGCAAGAGAUUUUAUUGGCACAAAUUAGCCUUAGGUUGUGCAAAGUGCUUAGCUAAAUUUUCUAGCUCGAAACCUACCAAUUACACAGACAUUAUUUGAACAGCUAGUGCAUGCUCUAUUAGGCACAGUAAUAAGUAAAGGAUCAGGCAUUUUGCUUCAUAUAAAUUAAAUUACUCAUGAAAAUACAGUCUAGAAGAAAAGAGAUUUUUUUCCCCCAAUUUUUAAGUUUCAAACCAUGACAGUGGUCACUCUCCAUUUACACAGUACUGGUUUACUCUCAGAAGGGAACGAGUGAAUGCAUGAGUGGACACGGGAAUGAAUGAAAUCAUUCAAGUUUCUGUCAUUACCAAAGACACAAUCAAAAAUAGAAAUGGUUUGAUCAUCCAGCAAAUUAGUUUCUUAGGUACCCUAAGCAAGGUACCCAGGUAGCAAGCCUGGGGAUACCAUAAUGGAAAGACCACUGUUCCUUCUUUCUGAAGGAAACAGAAAGGAAUUCACCUUUAACAUAGAUUGCAACCUGUAACUGUUGGUAUAAGCGAUGAAUUACUCAACUGCAACAUAUCUUACUGUGUUUCAGAAAUAUCUCAGAUUGCUCCCUGAAUGUUGCAGUCCUGGGCAGUGGGCCCGAUACUUCCUUUCACAUUUCAACACCAGCACCUCACACGUUGUCUUCAGAGCUUGUUUUCACUCAUUGCCAUCAAGUGUCUCCUUCAGAGAUGUUAUCCCACAAUACAGCCAGUUAAGCAGGAAUCGGGCUAUUUCCCUUCCGACCUCUCCCACAAAGAAUUUCUGGGAUUUCUAAGUCAUAAAGGAUGAGUAAUUAUCACACCAGCAUGGUCUCAUGUGAAUCAUUUCACCUUCUCUUGGAAUGUUUAUGUCCUCCAAUUAAGUAAGGACGCUAUAGCCAGUCUUUCCAUAGUCCCUGUUUACCUUACUCCUGGCCUUCAGCAGGCUGUACCAAAAUUGUGUUUACUUCCUGUCUUUUCCACAACCUCCUUUCUUCAAGGACUAAAACAAGGGAUUAGUCAUCAUUUGUUCUUUCUGCUAGAAACCCACAGCCUUGAGUAAUGGUUUCCUGCAUCCUAAGUAACAUUAAAAUCCCAGGGCCUAACACAGGGACUGACAGGUUUCAUGCUGCCCUGGAAAUGUGGGAACUGAACACCUGGCACACUACUGGGCAGGGGCUAUUUGGGCCUUGCUUUGAGACAGGGAGAAGUUUUUAAUUAACUUUCUGACCUUGUCAAAUCUUCCCCUGAAUAAAGGCCAGCACUGAAGGGGCAGAUGGCCAAAUGGCCAGCAGUAAGGCAGGGAGCCAGUAAGGCAGGGAGCCAGAAAACAGCGUCUACCUGCGCAAACAUUGCCCUUCUUUCUCGGAGAGCCAUGGCUAUCACAGAGUUUUAGCUCAUGCCAACCUCACUCCAGAACUCUCAUCUUCCCUGCUUUUGCUCACCCCCUGAGAAGCCACGUGUAAACGAGUCUGCCACUGAAUUAGCAGAUGAGAACUAGCACCAAUCAGGAAGGCCAGAGAGGAACAGGCACUAAGUAGCAAGACAUUUUAGAAGACACCAAGACUCUCAUGCAUGUUUCACACAGCCAAGUUCUCCAAAACAGGCAAGGCAGCUGUCACACUGGAAGAUGAUGAGGGGCCUGCAGUGCAUUAAAAUAGUCUGUAUGUGUGGGAAGAGGUUGAAAGCUUGUCUAGUUUCUCAUAAAUGUGUGUGUGUCCUACUGUAUCCACGGGGAAGCAAGGUACUGGUGAUCUGAAUGGACAAUCUCUGCCUUCAGCAAAGCUGUUCAAAACUCCUGGUUCUUGGCCCAAACUCCAGGACCUUAAACCAGUUAUGCUACUUAUUGACCUUUCACAAAGAAAGAGAUUUGUCCUUGAAAAAAAAAUGACUUGUCAUUUUGUCCUGUGUAACUUGGCACAGUGUAUGGAAUCAUGCAGGAAAUACACACACACACGCGCACACACGCACAUGUAUGUAUGCACACACACACACACACACUUUGGAAACUACAAAGUCAGAUUCCAGUUGUCGAUUUCAAAGAAGUUGAGUGUAAAGAAUGGCACAUCAUUAGGUUUGACCUAUAAAAUCUGUAGGUUUUUUUUUUUCCCCAGAGAUCAUCAUGUUUGUCCUUAUAAUUCUUCGGAUUAAAGCCAGUUACUUCAAAGGAUUUUACAGUUCUCUGACACAAAGGUGAUUUUUAACUUGUUACUUUUUGUGAAGUGUGACCUGAGGGUAUGGUUUCAGAUAGACUACGUGCCUAGCAGGCUGGAGGUCCUACUUUAACCCAGAAGUGUGUGUAGGGGAGCUAUAUGAUAUGUGCUAAAUAAAUAGUUUUAGUCUUUUCAAUAUGGGAGAAGGAAUGACAUUAUUGACUCAAAGUCUUAAACCACAAUAUAGUUUCACUAUAUGAGAAUGCAGGUACCAUGUGCCUUCUCUACCAUAACCACACAUGACUAGGGAUUUGCUUUCUCAAGUCUGAGACUUAGCGAAAAAUAAUUCUCCACUGUGGUUUUAUUUUUGCAUUCAUUAUAUAAAGCAAGUAAACUAAAAACACUUUGUAAUCAUUUAUUUACUCUGUCAAGUGCCUAUAUUCCAAUAAAACAUUCAUCCCUAAA